Molecule: messenger RNA, 1005 nt
Organism: Aspergillus steynii IBT 23096
Lineage: Eukaryota; Fungi; Ascomycota; Eurotiomycetes; Eurotiales; Aspergillaceae
Product: ER lumen protein-retaining receptor
Exons: 3
Coding region: 1-1005 (334 amino acids)
Biological process (GO): endoplasmic reticulum to Golgi vesicle-mediated transport; protein retention in ER lumen
Cellular component (GO): endoplasmic reticulum; membrane; cis-Golgi network
Molecular function (GO): ER lumen protein retrieval receptor activity
Source: RefSeq, a predicted model, not a curated record
AUGAAUCUGAAUGUUUUCCGCCUGCUGGCCGAUCUCGCCCAUAUCUCCUCGAAAUGCAUCCUGAUAUGGGCCAUCCAUCGCAAUAAAAGCGCCGAAGGCGUUUCACUCCUCACCCAGAUCCUCUACGCCAUGGUCUUUGUCUUUCGAUAUCUUGACUUGAUCCGACCGCACAACUGGAAGGAACCGUAUCUCGUGUUUUUCAAGCUCUUUUACAUCGCCUCUUCGUUCUAUAUAAUCUAUAUAAUGAUGAGGGUCUUCCCUCGGACGCGCGAACGGGAGCGAGCGUGGAAGUUGGCGCUAGGAUCGAUUGCCGUGGCCCUGGUUUUGGCACCCAUCCUCAACCUCAUCUUCUACGGCGAGUACCCGGCGAAUCAUGUCUUCACGGAGAUCUGCUGGAACUUCUCGAUUGUCUUGGAAUCCGUCUGCGUGCUUCCUCAGCUCUUGCUCCUACGGCAAACCACCGUACCCACCGUAAUCAACUCCUUCUAUCUGCUCACGUUGGGGUCUUAUCGGGCAUUUUAUAUCCUCAAUUGGCUGGUGCGGGGAUUGGGCCCCGACCACACGUGGGACCGAAUCGCGGAUGUGUUUGGAAUCAUCCAGACGGCCUUCUAUAUCGACUUCGCCUGGGUGUACUAUACGCGGCAACGAGUCAAGUUGCGCAACGGAGGAGUUGUCGACUCCGAGGACUUCCGAAACAGCUGGUUGCUGAACAAGGUUUUGACCUUCCGACAGCGACGGAGCACCGACGAAGAGCAACACCUUCGCGAUGAAGAGGCCGACGACGCGAUGGAUGCCGACGGAGAGCGUCCGGGGAACAACCGUUGGGGAGCCCGAGGGAUCUCCAUCUCCGCGGACGACACCCUAGAGGAACAUCAUCAGCCCCGAUCCCAGGGAACACACAAAGGGAACAAUAGCGAGGUGGAUGGGUUUUUGGAGGAGGAAGAAGAUCCUGCCGGGAACCAUGGCGAGAACGUGUGGACACAAUCUCCAACCAGAGACCGGUGA